AACAGACACGCGCUAGAGCUUGGACAUAACAGACGCUACGGUCGCCCGCUCGUUCGCUCGCUCCGUUUAGACGCAGGCAUAAAAAAAGAAUUUUUCUGAUUCAGAGCAGCCAUCUUGGCCAAGAUAAAUUUUGUGUGUGCUACAGUGCGCCCAAAGUGAAAAAUCUAGCGCUUCGAUUUUCUUUCCGUAAAAGAAAAUUCAUAAACGUUUGUCGAUUUAAGUGUAUUAUUGUUGAAGUGUAAAAAAGUAUUACGAAAAGCCAUGGGUGAUUAUCAUCACGAUUCACUCGGUGCGGGCCAGCUAGAGUUGGGUGGUAAUCCGGGCCUGGUGUUGCGGCGUGCUUUCGAUCCGACAGCCCACGACUUGGAGGCUUCUUUCCGGCUGACUAGAUUUGCCGAUCUGAAAGGUCGCGGCUGUAAAGUUCCGAAAGAUGUGCUGGAGAAAUUGGUCUCGUCUCUGCAGCAGGACUACACCCAGGACCCGGAAGCGCAGUACUUGUCGAUGUCAUCUCCACGCAUAGGUAUUGGAUUAGAUUGUUCGGUUAUUCCGCUUCGUCAUGGUGGUCUCUGUAUGGUGCAAACGACGGACUUUUUCUAUCCGAUCGUGGACGAUCCGUACAUGAUGGGCAAGAUUGCCUGUGCCAAUGUUUUGAGCGAUCUGUAUGCCAUGGGAGUUACUGAGUGCGAUAAUAUGCUAAUGCUGCUGGCGGUCAGCACCAAGAUGACUGAGAAGGAACGCGAUGUUGUCAUACCGCUUAUCAUGAGAGGAUUUAAGGACUCUGCGUUGGAAGCUGGCACUUCCGUCACCGGAGGCCAAAGUGUGGUCAAUCCAUGGUGCACAAUCGGAGGAGUGGCCACGACCAUUUGCCAGCAAAAUGAAUUUAUCGUGCCAGACAAUGCGGUCGUCGGAGAUGUGCUGGUGCUAACCAAAGCCCUUGGCACUCAAGUGGCAGUUAACGCACAUCAAUGGCUCGAUCAAUCGGAACGCUGGAAUCGGAUCAAGUUGGUUGUUUCGGAGGAAGAUGUCCGUAAGGCAUAUCAUCGAGCAAUGGAUUCAAUGUCCAGGUUAAAUCGCAUUGCCGCCCGUCUAAUGCACAAAUAUAACGCCCAUGGAUCAACUGAUGUCACAGGAUUUGGACUUCUUGGCCACGCUCAGACAUUGGCGUCACAUCAAAAGAAUGAGGUUUCUUUUGUGAUUCACAAUUUGCCGGUAAUUGCUAAAAUGGCUGCAGUUGCCAAAGCGUGUGGAAACAUGUUCCAGCUACUGCAAGGCCAUUCUGCCGAAACCUCCGGUGGAUUACUGAUCUGUUUGCCUCGCGAACAAGCUGCUGCUUACUGCAAGGAUAUUGAAAAGCAAGAAGGAUGUCAGGCUUGGAUUAUUGGCAUUGUUGAGAAGGGCAAUCGCACCGCUCGUAUCAUCGACAAACCACGAGUUAUCGAAGUACCGGCGAAAGAAUAAGCAGUCACAUUCUUAACUUUUUUUUUAUCAAUAAGCUGAUAAGCAUUUCUAAUCUGAUCAUUUCAAAAGGUACGACACAUUUCCAAAAAAUGCGAUCUAUCACUAAUAUUUUUCAUAAAUAGAAGAAGUUCGAUGAGAGAUUCUUUCUUGUAAUCUAGCACAGGAAGAUUGCUAACCCGUUCUGCUGCUGGCAUGGUAAUGAGAAAACGGAUGUGUUAUAAAUACUAGAUAUAAGAAGUUUUACUAAUUUCCCAUUCUAUAUUUCAACUCAGUUCACGCAUCGAUAUUGAGUUGAUUAGAUUUUACUGUACGAAGAAAAACAAGACCGGAAUGAAACAAUGCGGGAUAAGACAUUUUUCGUUUUAUGAAAAAGCUUUCAAAUUUAUGCAAGAUACAGUUAAGAUAUUCACACAAAAUUAUAGAAGAUGAGAAUAAACUCAAUAAAUCGAAGAAAGUGUUUUUAAUGAAAGUUAAUGACAA
Sabethes cyaneus is the source of this 1938-nucleotide messenger RNA. It is a transcript of the gene Sps1, whose product is annotated as inactive selenide, water dikinase-like protein. Gene Ontology annotation, cellular component: cytoplasm. The transcript has 2 exons. Lineage: Eukaryota; Metazoa; Arthropoda; Insecta; Diptera; Culicidae. Gene Ontology annotation, molecular function: selenide, water dikinase activity; ATP binding. Gene Ontology annotation, biological process: L-selenocysteine biosynthetic process. The record is from RefSeq and is a predicted model, not a curated record. Bases 262 to 1458 code for a protein of 398 amino acids.